This is a messenger RNA of Salmo salar (Atlantic salmon), 1956 nucleotides long. RefSeq names its product SOSS complex subunit B2. Gene Ontology annotation, biological process: response to ionizing radiation; mitotic G2/M transition checkpoint; double-strand break repair via homologous recombination. Gene Ontology annotation, molecular function: DNA binding. NCBI's taxonomy places the organism in Eukaryota, Metazoa, Chordata, Actinopteri, Salmoniformes, Salmonidae. The record is from RefSeq and is a predicted model, not a curated record. Gene Ontology annotation, cellular component: SOSS complex.
AGAACCCUGAUAUGGUCUAUGAUGUUUUUGUUUGUUGUGCAUUCUGUGUGGCCCUGGCCUCACCCAUCUCGUCGGCAGUGUAUAGGCGCCACCAUGUGGCAAUUUGGCAAACUACAGUGCAGGACAGGAAAAGAGAAAAUGUCUUACCUUCAGUUUAUUUACAAUACGUAGCUACUAAGAAAAGCAAGGAUGCAGUAUGAAACCAGCGCUCUCUUACAAUACUACUUAUCUAACGUAACUAGCUUCUCAAAAAAAUACUUAGCCAAAUAUCCCAAUAUCGCAAGAGGGUUUCUAUACCAUUGUUACCGCUAGUAAUUUGCACAGUCACGGUGGCCGAGAGGUUAAGGCGUUGGACUCGAAAUCCAAUGGGGUUUCCCCGCACAGGUUCGAAUCCUGUUCGUGACGAUUGUUCACUUUUAGUAUUUGCAGUUGUAUUAAAGAAAACAUACGGCAAGUAUGUAUUCUGCUUAUAUAGGCUUAUUUGGAUUUCGAAAUAGCUAUAUGGAGAAUUUAUGCUUUAUUAUGGGGGAACGAGCUCUGAACGUAACACGCCCCCUUGAUAAUCAUGUGUUUUUCUCGUCUCCCUAAUUUUGACAGCUGUAAAUUAAUUAGAACCUGAUUUGAACGAUUUCCACCAUCACUACUAGUCUCUCUUCUCUCGCUUCAGUGACUUUAAUCAAAUAUGUUCGCCAUUGUGCCAAACGAUGCUCAAUUCUUGAUAAAAGACAUAAAGUUGGGAUUGAAGAAUUUAAAUGUAAUCUUUAUCGUGUUGGAAAUGGGAAGGGUAACUAAAACAAAGGAUGGGCAUGAGGUUCGCUCCUGCAAGGUGGCUGAUAAGAGUGGGUGCAUCACCCUGUCUGUGUGGGACGAGGUGGGUGGACUCAUCCAGCCAGGAGACAUCCUCCGCCUCACACGAGGCUAUGCAUCCCUGUGGAAGGGCUGUCUGACUCUCUACACUGGCAGAGGAGGAGACCUGCAGAAGAUAGGAGAUUUUUGCAUGGUCUUCUCUGAGGUGCCAAACUUUAGUGAACCAAACCCAGAGGUACUGGCCCAGGCCAACAGGCCGUCUAAAAUUGAGUCCCAGAACAGUUCUUCUGUCAGUCAAAACUCCACCCCCUCAGUCCCCACCCUCACAUACUCUUCCAAUGGAUGCUCUCCGCUCUCCCGGAAUCCAACCUAUGGGAGCACAGGACAGCAGACUGGGCGAGGCACCGGAGGUCCUGGCACCGACCCCAAGCCCACAGUAUCUAUGGGCAACAGCAGGGACCCACGGCAAGGGCUAAAGAGGAAAUGACGCUGGUUUCAAACCAGCACGUAUCUUGGGCCUAGCUCUAUUUUUAUUUAGCAAAUUAAAUCAUUUUUGUUAACAUGGUCAUUUUCUAAGGAAGAUAACAUGUUACACAUUUGGGUAACAUACAUAAAUAAAUCAUAACUAAAAGAUUUUGGGGGUUUGAAGUAAAGUUACUCAACUCACUCCAACUGUUUCAACACGUCCAUACCGGCAGAUAGCCUGCUCCCCUUUCAUUUGCAGUAGGUAGAAGUUGUUUCUUGGAAAGAGGCAAAAAAGAAUGAGACCAGGUUAGAGGACUUUCUCUUUAAUAUUUCUGGAACACUGCAGAUUCUAGAGGAUGCAUGUGAGAAAGUGUCCUUACAUAUGAACCACACAGAGAAACACCCUACCACACACAUCCAAGAGAGAUAGAGGGCCGAGUUCUCAGAUGAAUCUACUCCCAAAGCACACUGAGUGAGACCCAGUCCAAAACCCCAGUCCUGAAGGUUCUGGACCAUGGAAAAAAGCCUUGUGUCCACAAGACCUUCCUGAAUAAAGUCCACUUCUACAAGCCAUUAAAGCCCGUUAGAAACAGUUCAGUCCUAUCACAGAACUCACUGUUUCCGGUCACAACUUGCAGACUUGUUUACGCUGCUGUGCAUUUUGUUGCCGAUCUUACUUUGCUA